CGUCAUAACCCCACCCGACCGCAACCGCAGCCGAUCGUAGCGCAGGUGGCGACCGCAGGGGGGUAUGACCACAUACGGGCCGCCGGUUGAAAUGUGUGGACGGACAUUAGGGUGCAGAUCGCAGGGCGCAGAUCGCAGGGCGCAGAUCGCAGGGCGCAGAUCGCAGGGCGCAGAUCGCAGGGCGCAGUGGCAGAUUUCGAUGAUGACUCAUCGCCCAACUUCAACUAGUGUUGGAGGGUGGGUGAUGUAGAUUGCUGACCGCAGGCUAUAGUUUGGUUUGAGUGUGAGAGUUUAUGAUUAAUGUUGAAUGUUGUGUGACCACCACACUGGAGUGUGAUGAAAUAAUUGUGGUCAGUGUAGUUCUAUUUUUUCCCAGGAAGAACAAGAGUAAAAAAUUAUAUUUGUUUUCGUAUAAAAAGGGCAAACGGUUUCAUAUUGUAAUCAUUAUAUUAAAAAUCAUUUAUUUAAUCAAAUUCAAAAUUAUUGUUAUAAAAAUGAGAGAAUUUGUAUGUAAUAUUUGUGAGAAAACUUACGAACAUAAUCAAUCUUUGAAUCGUCAUUUGCGUUUACAACAUUCAAUUGAGUGUGUGAAAUGUAAUCAGAAUUUUAGUACUUAUCCAGAGCUUUUAAAGCAUAUGAAGUCAAUGGACCACAAUGAAAAAAAAGAGGAAAAAACGGUAUACUGUGAAAAUUGCAAUUUAGCUAUUCCAAAAAAUCAGUGGAAGAAUCAUAUCAGCACUAACACACACAUCGAUAAGUGUGUAAAAUGGUUAGAUAAGGAUGUGUCUUGCUUUGGAUCUAGCUUUCAAAAUCGAAUAGAAAGUUAUAAAAUAAAAAAUAGUGAGAUCAAUAACUUGAUACCCGAAAACUUUUUCAAAUCAAUUCAAGAAAAAGUAAUCAAUAUAAUUCAAAAGGCGUUGCAAAAGCAUGAAUCUAUUAAAUAUAAUUGUACACUACAUUGUAAUUAUAUUUUGAUGAAAGAGAAAGCGGAAGAUGAAAUUAGUUUAUUUACACAUCACACAAAAAUGUUGGUACUAUCUCCCUCAAGUACACUGGAAGAAAUUUUAAAUCAUUAUAUUGAAAAUUGUAAUGAAAUAAUUAAAAAAAUGAGUGAAUUCCAAGAACGAGAUAGUGGAUGGACUUUAAUCGAAAUAAAACAUCUAGAGAUCAACAUCAACAAAUAUACAUGUUUGAGAGGAUCUCAAUACAUAAAUCUUCCUCCCAAAAUAAGGAAUAAAAAGGCUUGCAUCAAUGUGCAAAACAAUGAUGUCUAUUGUUUUAAAUGGGCAAUAAUAUCAGCAUUAAAUCCACUUCCAAAGGAAAAGAAACCACAUAAAUGUAGCAACUACAAAGUAACGGACAUUAAGGCACACAUUAUAACAUUGGAAAAUAAUAUAAUAUUAAAUUUUGAAAACAUGGAAUUUCCCCUUACCAUAAAUAAAAUCAGAGUCUUUGAGUUGCAGAAUCCUGAUAUAAGUAUAAAUGUGUUCGGUUUAGAGGAUGCUAAGAUUAUAGGUCCUUACUAUUUUACAGAAGCUGAGAAAUCAACUCACAUCAAUCUUCUCCUAAUAGAAGAGGAUGAUAAAUUUCAUUACAUCUGGAUAAAAAAUAUAUCAAGAUUGUUGCGAAGUUCUAUAACAAAGAGUAAAAAUAGGAUUCAUUUUUGUAACACCUGCUUAACUCAUGUUUCUUCAAGUAGUAGACUAGAGAAACACAAACGUGAGUGUAAAAAGAUGGUGACAACAAUGCCAUCAGAUAAAGAUAAAAUACUUAAAUUUAAGAAUUUUAAACAUAAAUUAGAUAGGUUUACGUUCAAAAAUGUAUUCAAUUAAGAUUGAUAAAGUAGAUGAAGAAAUAAAGAAAAUAAAAGGUGUAAAACAUUGUGUUACAGCAAAACUUUCAACCAACGAUUUUAAAAAAUGUCUUUUUGAACAAAUUAAUUAUUAUGAUUCUAUGUAUGUUUUUAGAUCAAAAAUUCAUCAAUUGUACACACAACAUAUACAUAAAUUAGUUUUAAAUUAUUUAGAUGAUAAGAGAUUUAUAAGAGAAAAUGGUGUUGACACCUAUGCUUGGGGACACUAUAAAAUAAAAAAAUAAUUAAAAGAAAAAAAUGGUUUUGUUUGUUUUGUUUUUUUCACAAGAUAUUAUAUUUAUUAAAGAGAAAUUGUAUACAUAAAUGACCACAAUUGUAAGUAUUAAAUUUUUGUUUUUGUUUAUAAUUGUAUUCGAUAGGUGGUUUUAAAUAAUUAAUAAUUUCCAACGGUGGUUGUAAAUUACCAAAACUAUCAAAAUAUUCCUUAUAGUUGUAAUUUUUGUAAUAGGCAACCCAAUGUGUUCCUGGCCCAUUAGUUGUAUCUAAAUUAACUAUUCCACAUUCUUGUCGUAGUGGUUUGUUUGGUAAUGAGUCACGCAUAAAAACCCCUCUAAAGUGUUUCAAUGGCUUGCAGUACUUAACCAAAUCGAUAUCCGUCAAUGGUCGAUUGGGUAAUCUACUUAGAAGUUUUUUGGAGCUGGUUUAUAGUAAAGUCCAUAUCCUUUUUUAUAAGGUUUAAGAUAUAAUCCUUUUCCCAUAGCAAUUGAUUCCAUAUAUCUGUUAUGACGAGUAGCUUCAGCUAAUUGUUCUUUCCCAUUUUUGAUAUCCUUAACUGCUUUUACAAUAGCCGAUCCUCCAGUUGCUAAACCUCCAAGGGCUGAUAACGCAGUUAAAAUUGGAACUAUUGGUAGAAAUCCACCAAUUUUUGGUACUCGAAUGA
Molecule: messenger RNA, 2753 nt
Organism: Stomoxys calcitrans (stable fly)
Lineage: Eukaryota; Metazoa; Arthropoda; Insecta; Diptera; Muscidae
Exons: 2
Coding region: 294-1832 (512 amino acids)
Source: RefSeq, a predicted model, not a curated record